CUUGAACACUCAUUCCCGUGACCCCCUUGUGUACACAAACAUCUUUUUUUCGACUCUUUCACAAAACAAACCAGUAACCACUCUUGGGUAUCUCCUUGGUUUCCUCAUUUGGGCAUUCAUGACGACCCGUAGCAUGGGACGUCGACCAUUGUGGUACGGUUACUUACUGUUGGUGUUGACGAUUCCGGAACCGAGUUGUGCGCGCGUACCGUGGGGGCACGCCACACCGUUGGUCUACUUCAAGGACGCGUCGUCGUCGUCCUUCUCUCGCUCCCUGUCGGCAGCAUCGACGUCCUUUCCGGCGCCGUUACCGGGCAGUAGCAGCAGUAGCAGCAACGGCGGUAGUUCCGCGUCGCUGUCUCGGGGUGGAUCGACCAAGACGAUCGUUAGCGUCGACGAUGGCGUGGAUACUCUCGAUCCGGAAGCCGCAACACUGUCACCAUCGGCACCGUUACUGCCGGAGGAAUCGACAACAGCGUCGUCAUCCUCAAUAAAAUCCUCGGAAGAGACCACGUCGACGGCACGAUCCGUCACGGGAGGCGCCUUCAACAGCAGUGUGGUGACUAACAACAGUCAGAGUGCCGCCGAAACGACACCGCCUGGUACGAAAGCGAGCACGUCGGCAGCCGUUGGUCCCAAGAAGGUGACAACCGAAUACGAACAAUUGCCUCGGCGCGGCUUGUGGAAACUCAUUCCACGAUCCAACAAGAACGAUCACAAACGGAUUGCCAAAACACUCAAGAAUCGCAACCACACCAACAAGCGGCGUAAAUUUAUGCACGCGUCCUUUGGUCUCUUGUUCGCCACGCUUAAUCACGUCAUUCCCCGGUCCAAGUUUGUCCCCGGCAUGGCUGCUUUAUCCAGUGCCACGUUACUUAUGGAACUGCUCCGUUAUCGCAACGAGUUUGGCUGGAUGAACGACGUCCUACAUUUCGUGCUCGGAAAGUCACUCCGCAAACACGAAAUGGAAGGGAAAUUCACCGGUUCCUUUUAUUUCUUUACCGGUGUCACCCUCACGGCCUACCUCUUCCCUCCCACCGCCGCUACGCUCGGAAUUUGCCAACUGGCCAUUGCCGAUCCUACCGCGUCCUACUUUGGAAGGCAAACCCGACACGUCUACUGGAGUCGGAUUGAAAACGGUCUGGGUGGAUUCGGUCGUAACAAGGGUAUACUGGGAUUUCUCGGCGGCGCCGCCUGCUGCGUACCCUUCAAUUACCGAGUUUUGAAACUAGCUAAAUUCGGCGCCGUCCCCGUAUCCAACACGGCCGUGUUGGCGGCGUCCGUGGCCCUGGGUCUGGCUGGCGCCUUGGCCGAUUUGGCCGUCCCCACUCCCGCCCUCGUUCUACCGAAAAAGGUCCUCGGCGUACGGGUACCACCCUUUCACUUGGACGACAACUUCGUCGUCCCCGUAAUGUCGGGAUGGGCCUGCGUCCGCAUUUUUGACGCCCUGGGUUGGUCGCACACCCUCGCGCUCGCACCCUUGCUCGUACUGUAAAAUACGUACCAUCGCGUUUUCGUGUUUUGGCAAAUGAAAUGGGAAACACCCCUCUAGCUUGCUGUUUUUAUACUCU
Messenger RNA from Phaeodactylum tricornutum CCAP 1055/1, 1571 nucleotides. RefSeq lists its product with no specific name. The coding region runs from base 119 to 1495 and encodes 458 amino acids. Gene Ontology annotation, molecular function: ATP-dependent diacylglycerol kinase activity. Gene Ontology annotation, biological process: phosphatidic acid biosynthetic process. The transcript has a single exon. The record is from RefSeq and is a predicted model, not a curated record. Lineage: Eukaryota; Bacillariophyta; Bacillariophyceae; Surirellales; Neidiaceae. Gene Ontology annotation, cellular component: endoplasmic reticulum membrane.